Peromyscus californicus insignis is the source of this 1711-nucleotide messenger RNA. RefSeq names its product acyl-CoA wax alcohol acyltransferase 2 (gene Awat2). The transcript has 7 exons. The coding region runs from base 1 to 1002 and encodes 333 amino acids. Gene Ontology annotation, biological process: lipid metabolic process. Gene Ontology annotation, molecular function: retinol O-fatty-acyltransferase activity. NCBI's taxonomy places the organism in Eukaryota, Metazoa, Chordata, Mammalia, Rodentia, Cricetidae. Gene Ontology annotation, cellular component: endoplasmic reticulum membrane. The record is from RefSeq and is a predicted model, not a curated record.
AUGUUCUGGCCCACUAGGAAGAACAUCAAGACUGCCCUGGAGGUCUUUGCUCUUUUCCAGUGGGCCCUCAGUGUCUUGGUUAUAGUAACCACUGUGAUCCUUGUCAACCUCUACUUGGUGGUGUUCACAUCGUACUGGCCUGCCACUGUGCUGAUGCUCAUCUGGCUGGCUUUUGACUGGAAGACCCCUGAGCGAGGUGGCCGCCGGUUCACCUGUGUGAGGAGGUGGCGUCUGUGGAAACACUACUGUGAUUACUUCCCAAUCAAGAUCUUGAAGACACACGAUAUUUCCCCCAGCCACAACUACAUCCUUGCCUGCCAUCCUCAUGGGCUCAUGUCCCAUUCAUGCUUUGGCCACUUUGCCACUGAAACAUCAGGCUUCACCAAGAUCUUUCCUGGUAUCACUCCUUAUAUGCUCACGCUAGGAGCCUUUUUCUGGGUACCUUUCCUCAGAGACUAUGUAAUGUCUACAGGGGCGUGCUCUGUGAGCCAAGCCUCCAUGGACUUUCUGCUUACCCGUAAGGGCACAGGCAACAUGCUUGUCGUGGUGGUUGGUGGCCUGGCUGAAUGCAAACACAGCUGGCCAGGCUCUACUACCCUGGUCCUGAAGAAGCGGUAUGGCUUUGUGCGCACGGCCCUUCGACAUGGGGUGUCUCUAAUCCCUGCUUAUGUCUUUGGAGAGACAGACCUCUAUGACCAGUAUAUUUUCACUCCCGGGGGCUUUAUCAAUCGCUUCCAGAAGUGGUUCCAGAAGAUGGUACACGUCUACCCCUGUGCUUUCUAUGGGCGUGGCUUUACCAAGAACUCCUGGGGCCUUCUGCCCUAUUCUCAGCCAGUAACUACUGUUGUCGGGGAACCUCUACCACUGCCCAAGAUUGAGAAUCCGAGCCAGGAGAUUGUGGCCAAAUACCACACACUCUAUAUUGAUGCCCUACGCAAAUUGUUUGAUCAACAUAAGACCAAGUUUGGCAUCUCAGAGACCCAGGAGCUGGUGAUACUUUGAAACACAUUCCCCUGGCUGGCUGGUGUGGAACUUUUGACAACAGCAGUGUUACCUAUGGAGCUUCACUUCUGACUGGAGCAGUCCUCCCUGGAGGGAGGGGUGUGUGUCCAUUUGGUUGGUUUCUGUGAUCACCGUUUCCACUUCCAUCUCUUUCUUCUAGGUUUUCCCUUUUCCCCCGAGACAGAGAAGACCCUAGGAGAGGUUCACUGAAACCUGGGAUAGAAUAAACAGCCCAUCUCUGGUACGGUGUGCUCUAGCUAGUCUGUUUGGAGGGCUCUAGGACCUUGUGUGUCUGUCAUUCUCCUGACUUCAAGACUCUUCUUACAGGACUGGGGACCUGGAGAGCCAGGGGACAUUGGGUUCAGACAGCAGCACAUUCAAGACCUGUGAUUUUUAGGGGGCAAUCCAUCACCUCUUAUCAUCAUCCUGUUCUUCAACUGUAAAAUGGGACUAAUAAUCCUUCCCCUGCUUACCUCAAGUUGGCAAGUUUAAAUGCUACUGCAUGUUACUAAACUCGGUAAACUGGACAAAAAAAAAGCUACACAAAAUUAUUCUCUUCCAGCCAUCUAACCCAUUUCCUGUCCCUAGGCAAACAAUGUCUCAAUUUCUAAAAGAAAGUGCAGGGUGGUAUUUUGAAAGUUGAAGUAAUUUGAUAUUCCUUGGUGACUCUGGUCCACACCUACUUCCCACCCUAUAAAACUAUACAGGA